Molecule: messenger RNA, 951 nt
Organism: Xenopus tropicalis (tropical clawed frog)
Lineage: Eukaryota; Metazoa; Chordata; Amphibia; Anura; Pipidae
Product: serine protease 27
Exons: 6
Coding region: 25-951 (308 amino acids)
Biological process (GO): proteolysis
Molecular function (GO): serine-type endopeptidase activity
Source: RefSeq, a predicted model, not a curated record
GCUCAGUGGCCAUAGGAACGAAUCAUGGACUGGUUCCAUUUAAUCAGAGCUCUGUUUCUACUCAACCUGGGAAACUAUGGAUUUGCUCAAGAAGGAGAUGGCAAUGAGCCAACUGACGUCUGUGGAAAGCCUGUGGUGGUCAGCAGCCGAAUUGUGGGAGGGCAGGAUACAAAAAAGGGGCAGAACCCUUGGCAAGUGGUUGUGUGGCAUUCUGGUAUAAAAAACUGCGGUGGAACCCUCAUCAGUAGCAGCUUUGUUUUGACUGUAGCCCAUUGUGUGGAAAGGGUAAAUGCCUCCUCCGUUAUCGUCAUCCUCGGGGCCUACAAAAUAACUGGGAACCUCAAGGAGGAAGUUUCUGUUCCAGUGAAAAGGAUCAUUAAACAUCAUCUAUACAAUGAAGCAAAAUUCCCUUAUGACAUUGCUCUUCUAGAACUUUCACGGAACGUGCCCUUCACGGACUUCAUCCUUCCGGCCUGUCUGCCUGCGCCUUCAGUUGAAUUUCGGCCCGGCCAUAGUUGCAUAGUGACUGGCUGGGGAGACACUGAGUAUAAUAGUACCAAACCAAGGCCUGAUAUUCUACAAGAGGUGGAAGUGCGUUUGAUAACUUUAGAAGACUGUAGGGAUUUAUAUAAGUCGGCAUUAAAAGACAAAUACAUUGGCAUAACAGAUGACAUUAUAUGUGCAAUGAAUAUACAUAAAGGAAGAGACUCCUGCCAGGGCGAUGGUGGGGGACCCCUGGUUUGUUAUGAGAAUGACAGGUGGUACUUGAUUGGACUCGUGAGUUAUGGAAUUGGUUGUGGAAUUGGCAUUCCUAAACUUUAUAGUUCUGUCCCUGCCCAUAUGGAAUGGAUUCGUUCCAUUAUCCCUGCUGUCCGUAGUGGCUCAAACAGGAUGGAAUCAAUGCCCAACAUGGCGCUUGUCAUCUUAGCCUUGAUGUAUUUUACCCAGUGA